CAUUUUCAAAUAUUACAAUAUUUCAACAACAUUACUUGCCGAGUAGGCAAUUUCUUCACGUCCAGUUAUCUUGCGGUUAAAUAUCUAAGAGAUAAACUAGAUCCAUGCACGUAAUUGGUUAAGCUUGAGAUUUAUUCACUGGAUAACUUUAAAUGACAGUGUUGUCCAACGAACUAUAUAUCAUACUGGAAUAAGCACAGCCAUACCCCCAUCACUACUACCGCGGCCACUAAAGGAUAGCUGCAGCGUUUCAGUGCUAUCUCUUUUUACCGUGUACUAUCAUGAUUGAAAACAUUGUUCUGCGCAAUUACCAUAGAGAUAUAUAAUAUAGAGUCAACCUUCUGUGAGCGGAGCUGUCCGCAUCUUCUAUGGGAUAGAACGAUAUGUAGUAAGGUGUUGUCUUCGUCACUCAGCUAGUCUGGUGGGAGAGCGCUCUCCGCUCCCCGUAUAACGAAGCGUGCGUGGGAUACGAAGGGCAUCGUGGGAUACGGGGAGCGGGGGCGCGCCUCUGAAUCUCCCACCAGACUAGCUGAGUGACGAAGACAACACCUUACUACAUAUCAUUCUAUCCCAUAGAAGAUGCGGACAGCUCCGCUCACAGAAGGUUGACUCUAUAUUAUAUAUCUCUAUGGCAAUCACAUGUGAUCUCUUGGCUGCGAUGCUGCAAACCAUUUUUUAUUUGUUGCUUGUUGUGGUUUGUUGUGGUUUGUUAAAGAUGGUAAAAUGUAUUUUAAAACAUUUUAUAAUUUAUAUAAAAUGUAUAUUUUACAUUUUACUUGUAUACAAGAAACAUAUAAAUAGUAAAUGUUUUUAGAACGAAUAGUACAUCUGGUCACGUGAUCAAUGUAAUUAGUUAGACAAGGACAGGUCUGAAACGCAACAGCUAUCGCAGUCGCACAUUACUGGCCGCCAAUCAGCAGAGCCGUGCUUGUUCCAGUAUGGUAUAUAGUUCGUUGCUGUUGUCAGAUUCCUUUUCUACGUGCAAAAAUGUGUCGAUUAAAUAUACUUUCAGUGAUAUUAAAGCAAAAGAGUCUAGGAUGACCGACAAGUGGAAGGAGACUUCGAUAAUCACCGAAGACGACCACAAACCCUUAUGGAUUACUAUGAGACCAGGAAAACAUAUACACAAUGACGUGUACGUCAACAACGUAAUGAUCUCCUUUAACCAGAGCAACAUUGAAUCAACGUUAAAUGUCAACGGCAAAACCGUGAUUCAGAUCCUGCAUAUCAUAAACGAAGUGCUGGAGCCAUUACAAUACAACUCGAGAAACAGAUCAGUUUAUAAUCCAAACGCUUUUGAAUUUUUAAGCACGAUUGAGAAUCUCAAUUUGUGUGACUGUCACGUACGUACUUUCCGACAGGAGAUCAUCCAACAGAAUGAAGAUAUCUUUAAGGCCGAGGGUCGUUAUACCUUUUUCAUCCCCGUUGAUGAGGGUUUCAAGCCGGAACAGAGAUUGCAUAAAAUCGAUCAACUGGUAAUCAAGGGUCAUGUAUUACCCCACACGGUCCUUUUCACCGCGCCGACACCGGAGAAAGUGUCGUAUGAGACUCUCGCAUUCUCCAACAAACUGUCAGUCGUCGUCAGUUUUUUCAAGUCACAAAAUAAAGUCUACGUGCAAUCGGACACAUUGGUGGGCGAUCAUUUCCAUCCACGAGGAAGAGUGAUUACGAAGAUAAUUAGACCUAAUAUCCCAGUACGGAAUGGAGUCGUUCAUUUAAUUCAACGACCUCUAAUGAUAAUUGAUAUCACCGUUAAGGAUUUUCUGGAGGAAAACAAAAAUGGACCGGUGGGCAAAUUUUACGAGAUACUUCGCAAUUAUGGAGGCAAGAUUAUGAGUUCGAUCAAUCGCCUGAAUGAUGUUACCUUGUUUGCGCCCAGCAAUGACGCGCUGGAUGAGUUGACUGUAAAGAAGAUGCUGCAGGACAAGAACUGGUUGAGAGAAAUCCUUCAACUUCACUACGUCAAGAAGCGGCUGACCCUCGAGGAUAUCGAAGCCAAAACCAUCAUAGGGAAAAGCUUAAAGAAGCACUGGUACCUAGUAGGGGAGCCAACCGCCAUCUACAAUAAAAAACUUUACUUCGACGUAGUGGAGAGAUCAAGGGAGAUUCAAACCUUCACCGUAGAGGGCGGCGGUAGAAACGCCACUAUUAUCAUCCCCAACAUCGCCGUUACCAAUGGAAUUGUGCAUAUAAUCGACAGGGUUCUCGGGGUACCCUAUACUAAUGUUCUUGAGAAACUCAGGACCUAUCCGGCGCUCGAGUUGACACACUUCCUGGGCCAGCAAUGCGGAUUUAACGACCAAUUGAACAGUACUAAAAACCUUACUUACUUUGUUCCACUUAACGAGGCCUGGACGAAUCCGAAAAAUGAUUCGUUAACCAUUAAAAAAGUCUUCGAACCCGAGUACAGUUAUUACACGAAACAGAUAUUGGCGCGACACCUCGUAAUAGCCGACAAGGUGACAUAUACGAUGUCAAAAAUGGUAAGAAUGAAUCAAUACUUCACCCUUCCAUCAAUAAGAGGCAACCUAGACCUCUGCAUCCGGGUAUAUAACAAUUCUUAUUAUCUUGAAUGGGGAAACACAACUGUCCAAGUUGUCUACCCAGAUAUUGUGUGUACUGACGGUGUCAUCCACGUCAUCAGUGAAGUGCUUUUUAAGAAGAGUGAUUUCCAAAUGACAAGCGGUGCAGUACUGUCCACCUUUGCACCUCAAUUAAUCAUGAUACUGAUAAAUAAAUGGAUUCUGUAAAAACCCUCAUCGCCGCGUCGCAUCAUCAUAGCAAUUCUUUUUGGGAGCCGCCUGUGAUUGUACUUCAACGAUAAUGACGACGCAACGCGAGAAGGCAGAGCGGGACUAAAGAAGUCAGGAUUCACAAGGACAUAAACUAUUUUAUCCAGCAAACAUACUUUUAUGCUAUGCUAUAACAAUUACAUAAUUCAGUAUAAUCGAAUAUAACAAGUUAUAUAAUAGAGUUGUAACUUGUAAUAUACUCAUUCCUCGUAAUUUCCCACUCAAGGAAA
Messenger RNA from Monomorium pharaonis (pharaoh ant), 3022 nucleotides. RefSeq names its product fasciclin-1-like. Gene Ontology annotation, cellular component: extracellular matrix. Lineage: Eukaryota; Metazoa; Arthropoda; Insecta; Hymenoptera; Formicidae. Gene Ontology annotation, biological process: cell adhesion; extracellular matrix organization. Bases 939 to 2750 code for a protein of 603 amino acids. The transcript has 13 exons. Gene Ontology annotation, molecular function: cell adhesion molecule binding. The record is from RefSeq and is a predicted model, not a curated record.